CUGAAUAGAGAGGAAGAGCCACCUUCAUAGCUUACAUGUGAUUCCUCUGCCUAUACAACCCAGUGCUGGAUUUGCUUACUUGGGCAAGAUAGCUGCAUUGUGCACUGUAUUUAAUGUUUCGUGUACUGUGACCCUGGGUCUUUCUUUGCAUCGCUGCCGUCAAACCUCAAUCCUGCCAAUCUAAAACUCCUGCCUUCGUUUACCUGCCCUUCUCCCCGUGGACUCCCCGUGCAUUCAUCCACAAUGAAUGUCAUCUUUUUAUUUUCUGAUUUUCUUUUACUUUAAUCUUAAACUCUGGCAAGACUUUCACUCUGUCCUAUAAAUUUUUAGCUGUCAGCCAAUUUCCCCCCUGCUUCGGUAAUGGAACAUCCCUCAGGCUUUUUCUCUGGUGCUUUUCUGGUUGUAGCCCUGAAACCCAAGCAUUUGUAUGGCGAAUUGAGUAAGCAUUCGCCUGGCGUUUCUGAAUCGUAUACUCGGAACAACUCUGGUUUGGCCCCUUGAAGUUGUUGUGCUUGCUUAGUUUUUUCUAGAUUUCCUUGACUCCUCACUGCCUCUGUUUGGGUGGAUAGUAUAGUCUUUACAGCACCUCUCCAGGGAGACAGUAUCAGCUGACCAGAGAGGUUUCUCACCGUGAGGAAGUUAACUGUUAUCUUUUAAUUGAAUAGUGUUUAGUAGUUUUAAAGUUUUUCCAAUUAGAGAUCAAAUUGCUAUACAUUUCUGAGAUGAGUGAGGUAAAUGAAAGAAGUGAAGCAAGAUUUUUAAAUGUCAAGUAGAAUGUGGUUCACUAAGAAAGCCAAAUGGUGUAUCUUGUUGGAUUUGGUAGCUGACUCAAAUGGGAGCUGCAGUCUCCUUUUUCCUGGACUCUGGAGCAUCAUGAUCUCUGAUUUAGAGAAGGUUUUUAGUUGGUUUAUUUAGGAUUGUUGAUCCAGCCACCCAGUCUUUUAAUUAUAUGCUUUGAUUAAGCAUUUAGAGGAUAAUGUAUUGUAUAAUCUUUUCUGUGGGUGGUAAGAAUUGGAAGGUCUCCAAAUGUCCUUUUUAUCUAUGUCUGGAGCUCUCAAGUGAAUCCUAGUGGGUCUAAAGGUAGCAGUUAAGCCAAUGUUUGAGUUCCCCUCCUCCCCACCAUCUUAGGGGGUGUGCCUCUUUAAACAGACUGUCCUUGGAUUUUUGGUGUUUAUUAGACCUACAAGAAAUUGCUUAUAUGUAUUUAUAUCUUGAAGGAAGGAAAGUUGAUUUGGAAAUCUUUUUAAUGUUAUUGCAGUACAACAGAUUAUUAUCAUGGUUUUAGACAUUACCAAACACAUUUGUACUAAUUGUAAACAUGUGUUACAGGUGUACACUCCAAGUAAAAGAUGUGUCUAGCUGUCAGAGAUCGAUGAUUUCAGCAUUCACAUUUACAUAACCGAAGAAAAUUGUAAGCUCAAUUUGGUGACUUUGAAGAAAUGUCUUUUCUCUGGUUUCUCUCCACAUAUAUUAUCAAAAUUUGGUGACUUUAUUUUUGAUAAGGAGAAUAUGUGUUUGCAGUUAUAGGGAGAAAUUGGUAGGUUUUCUUAUGCCUUUGACACUUCCUCAUAAGAGUGGCACCCUUCUUUGGCUUCUGGGGUAACCCUUAGUGACAUCUGAGUGGACUUUGCUGUGCUGUAGGCAGCCAGUAAGUGGUGAGAAGGACACCGUUUCCAUCUCCAUUUAUGGUCUUAGGAGGGGACAGAGUUGGGACUCUAUUUACAGUUCUUGGAGGAGUCCAGAGUAGUUGGGGUGUUCUUGGAGGCAGAAACUAGACAUUGUAAAAUAAAAAUAAAUUGUCACGGGCUGUUUGCAAUUCAAAUUCCGAUCUCUGAGGAGGGCAGAGGGUGCUGGGAAAGGGGAGUAUGUGAAGUCAAAUGAGAUUUGCAGUGCUUGCCUCUUCUGUUGAGAGAUUUGACCAUGACACACAUUUUCCAAGUUUACUUUUCUGGAUUGUUUUUAGAUGGUUUUGUCCUAUGGGGUCACAAUUCUCCGUUAUAAAAGAAAGCCAAGAUGAUUGAUUUUUAGAGGGUUUAUAAGAAGCCUCAGUUUUAUGUAAGGAUCAUUUGAGGUGGUGGGGGAGAUGCCAUCUCAAUGAAACGGACAAUGGGCAGAUGCUCGUUUGGGGGUCUGAGGCUGCAGGGCGGGUGACCAUGUCUGAGGGAGGCAGACGAUCAUGUCUCAUGCUUUUAUUAUUAUUAUUUUUUCCCCAUGUGGAUUUCUGGCCUCAGAGCCCAGAUUUUAGAGUGUUUAAGGGAGUGUCUUGUAGAUUGUCAGCUGUGAUUUAAAGAUCCUGUACUUCAUGGAGAGCCAUAACGUUUCAGACUUGUUUUAAUUUGGUGAGACUAGGUCAUAUAUUGGCGUAUGGAGGGUAAUCUCUCCUUUAGGAGAUACGUUAUGUUAGAGAUAAACUAGUUUUAACAGUUAAAUUAGAAAAUAUUUAGGAGCCACUAGGGAAAAGGAGGCUUUGUCUCAAGAAAAUUCUGAGUGAAAUCCUGUGAAGAAGAACAAUUGGAAGGAAGAAAGGAAGGCAGAGAGCAAGUAGAGCCUGAAUGUGACUGAAGCUGAGACUAAGUUCUUGAUGUAUCUUUUAGCUUAUCAAGUAAGAUAACAUGAGGUGUACCAUUUAAUUCAGGAAAACUGGGCUAGCUUGAAAUGUGUAGUGGAAAUAAAGACCAUAAAAAGCGAGAGAGUUGAACAAGGCAACGAGGUUAUCCAGGUUUUUUCUGGAAGCUUGCAUAAUGGUAUUUAUUUGCUGUGUGCCAAGUGACAGAGAAAGAAGUGAGAUGACUCCCUUCCUCACCUUCCCCAAGAAAGACUGUUGACCUUGUUUGUUGCUGUGUUCAGCUAGCAAUUUGAUUUGGUAGAUUAGUAAAAUUUAGGUAUUAAUGUACUUGUUGUUGUGUCUGAGACUAGGGACUUAAUGACAUUAUUGAUUUGAUUUCUGCUUAAAUUGUAGACUUUUUUUUUCUUUUACCAUGACAGAGUGAGGUAGGAAGGAAAAAAGAGUCAAUAAGUGAUCUGCUUUGUCAGCUACUUUGUCUAGGCAACUGUUUUCCUCUGUUCUCCUUAACCAAGAGUAAGGAAGAUGUUUUUCACUUGGGGAAAUUCUUCUUUCUGUCUUCCUUCCCUCACGUUUUCCAAAUUCUGGGCACCAUAGCAGCUUUCUCUCCUGUGGCAGGAGCUGGAGUCAGAUGGCAGCACUAUGGAGGACUAUUCACAGGAGGACUGGGGAAACCACAGUCAGGAUCUCCAUGGCUAUCCAACAGAUCAGGAAUUGGAUGAAAUGCCAGUUUCAAAGAGAACAUUAAAAAUAAAACAAGAGUCUUCUGAAGAGGCACAGAAGCGAGAUACCAUGCAGAAUAUUGUACAGAUAUUGGAGUCGGUGCAGUUGAAAUGGGAACUGUUUCAGAGCUGGACAGACUUUUCAAGGCUCCACCUUUCCAAUAAAUUGGCCAUUUUUGGAAUUGGCUAUAACACCCGCUGGAAAGAGGAUAUCCGUUACCACUAUGCCGAGAUCAGCUCACAGGUGCCCCUUGGCAAGCGUCUUCGGGAGUACUUCAACUCUGAGAAACCCGAGGGACGGAUCAUUAUGACCCGAGUGCAAAAAAUGAACUGGAAAAAUGUUUACUACAAAUUUUUAGAGAUCACCAUUAGUGAAGCUAGGUGCUUAGAGCUGCACAUGGAAAUUGACUGGAUACCCAUUGCCCACUCCAAGCCAACUGGUGGGAAUGUUGUUCAGUAUUUAUUACCAGGAGGGAUUCCUAAAAGCCCAGGCCUGUAUGCCAUUGGCUAUGAAGAAUGUCUUGAGAGGCCGCUCUCACCAGAUGUGGAGCGCCAUGCCCUGGACCCAGGAAAAGAGGGCCGGGUUGACAUAGAAACCCUCUCGACACAAGCCUCACUACAGGUGGAGGUAGAACCCGCCCGCAUCACCUACUGCUACCUCGGAAUUGCUGAAGUCAGGACUCUGCAGCAGUGCUUGUUUCUACAUUUCCAAGCAAAUACCAAAACCUUCAGUAAAGAUUGGGUUGGUAUUAAUGGGUUUUUGUCUCAGAACUGUAUUGUGGAUCCUGGAGUUUCCCCCAAAUCCAUCUAUAUCAAAUUUGUAGAAGUAGAAAGGGAUUUUCUGUCCGCCGGCUCAUUAGUUGAGUGCCUGGAAAAAGCCAUUGGAUACCCCUUAAAAUUUAACAACUGAAUGUCAUCCUUCAUAAGGAUUUGGGCUUGUGCAUUCUUCUCCCUUCUUCCUAUUACCCAAACUACCCCACAUCCAGAUGCUGCCAUCGGACUCUUCAUGGGAGCUCUUUCCACGAUGAGACCAAUACAACCUCUGAAAAAAUCAUAGUAGACUCUGGGCAGAAAAAGCAGACCUCACCUGAAAUGCUCAUUUUGAGCAAGCAGGUCUUGCAUGGUAGGUCAGUUCUUUUUUAAAAAAAGAAAACAUCAAUUUUUAAAUGGAUUUUAGAGCCCUGAUAUAAACAGAUGUAGGUACAUUCCAUAUUGGACAAAACUUAUACUUUGAGUUUCAUAUGAAAUUGAAAAUUGUAUUUUUUUCACACUAUUUCAUUUUUACACAUCUCUAUAAGUAUUAUUUACAGCCUUGAAUAAAUAAGCAAUAGAUAGUGACAAGUAAAUUUUGAGUCACAGUUAAUAAGGCUGUUUUUCAGUAUUACCUUUAGCUACUAUUGUAUAUAAUUUAGAGUUUCAUUUUUCACCAACCAAGCGUUUUGCUAUUUCCAAUCAGUGUUGCCUGCAAAGACUUUGUUUAUGUGAUGUACAAACUUUUAUGGUUGUGUUGACAUUUAAACUAAAAAAAGAAAAAAAAAAAAGAAAUUAAAGGAAUUCCUGGCCUUUUGGGUGUGCUAGUUGAGCUUUUUGUAGCAGAGUAUGGCUGCAUGGUUGUGGGGGAAUAUUCUGGCUUUGCUGUAAGUGAACAGACAAAGGCUGGGAUGUGGCCCAGCAGGAGUCGUCUAGAAUCCACAAGGCCCUGGGCUCUAUCCCCAAACCUGAAAAGAAAAAGAAUGACCAGGACCACCCCCAACACACACACACACACACAAAAGAAAAAAGAAAAAAAAAAUCUCUAUUUUCUCUAUGUAUUAACAGUAACCAUACUCAUUUCUUGUCAGUUCUGGAGGUCAUUAGGAACUACACUAUUUCUUACUUGAAAAUGUAAUAAUAUCCUUUUGACUUUAGUAGUAUAAAUUCAUGAAACACUUUGUUUCCUUAUCUUUUUCUUAGUAAUUGGGUUAAGCCUCCUAAGUAGUGAAAGGACAAUUUAUGCCAUCUUGCUGUGGUCUAAAAAAAGAAAAUGAGGAUCCAGUAGAAAUACAGCACUAAUGACUUUGAAGUGUGAUUUAUGAGAGAAGCAAUUUGAAGGUGUCAAUCCAUUAAGCAAUGACUCGUACAUAGACCUCUUCUGAGCUUUUGGGGGGUUAGGGACCACUCCACAUGGAAGUUAGUACAGUUGCUAAGAAUAGUCUCCAGUAGUCAAGGAUCACUUUGGUCUCAUGGCAGGAACUUGCUGGUUUUGUUAUUUAUCUUUAAUGGUUCCUCAACAUCUAUCAAAUGUUCUGCUUUUAAUGGGCAGCAAAUCCAGAUUGGAACUCUUUAAGUCCUGAUUUUCUAUACUGUUGAAAAUAAAAUCACAAGCCAGG
Molecule: messenger RNA, 5654 nt
Organism: Psammomys obesus (fat sand rat)
Lineage: Eukaryota; Metazoa; Chordata; Mammalia; Rodentia; Muridae
Gene: Msantd2
Product: Myb/SANT DNA binding domain containing 2
Exons: 4
Coding region: 3206-4195 (329 amino acids)
Source: RefSeq, a predicted model, not a curated record